AUGUCGCGCUGUUUCCGUGGCCGACUUGCUGCUGUCAGUGGCGGCGCUAUCGGCACUACUGGUGUUGCUGCUGCUGCCGCUGCUGCCGCGGAUUCCAACUGCCUCCGCCUCCGGUUUGCCAGCGGUGAAGUGUUGGAGCAGCAGCAUGUCCGCCAGCCGCCCCUGCUGCAGGAGCGUCGCCACGAAGUCCACGCGGCUGCGGCACAACAGCACACGACGCAUUUUGCCUCACACGAGCAAAGCGUGCAACAACAAGAUGUCGAAGUAAUAUAA
Trypanosoma grayi is the source of this 273-nucleotide messenger RNA. RefSeq lists its product as hypothetical. The transcript has a single exon. Lineage: Eukaryota; Euglenozoa; Kinetoplastea; Trypanosomatida; Trypanosomatidae. The record is from RefSeq and is a predicted model, not a curated record. The coding region runs from base 1 to 273 and encodes 90 amino acids.